Molecule: messenger RNA, 3541 nt
Organism: Onychostoma macrolepis
Lineage: Eukaryota; Metazoa; Chordata; Actinopteri; Cypriniformes; Cyprinidae
Gene: pspc1
Product: paraspeckle component 1
Exons: 9
Coding region: 1625-3097 (490 amino acids)
Biological process (GO): regulation of DNA-templated transcription
Cellular component (GO): nucleus
Molecular function (GO): RNA binding
Source: RefSeq, a predicted model, not a curated record
UAUUAAUAGGGCUAUAUAAAGGCAUAUUAAAAGCAAUCGUCCAUAUUCUGACUUGGUGAAAAGAAACACAUUUUAUCUUCAAGGAACAUUCAAUCUUGUGUCUGAAGUUUAAUCACACUUUUUAAAUAGCAUUAUGGUAAUCAAAGAGCAUAAAGUACAAAAAUUAUGGUAAUGAAAUUACGUGCAUACAACGUUGCAGUUACGUUGUCAGUAAAUCAUGAAGUACCAAUAUAUUACGAUUAGAGUACCUAUCUGGGACGUUCUUGGUUAUCAUGUUACCAGGACGUACUGUCGACGUUGUGAAUUUGUAAUGAGAUGGUAAUGGAAUUACGUGCAUACGAAGUCGUGGUUACUUUGCCUAUUGGUAAAUCAUGAAAUUACCAAAAAUUACCAAUAGGUUACAUAACAGUUACGUCGUGUGUUAGCUUGGUAUAUACAAAACUAUAACUUUUUAUGACAGUAGUUUAGUGAUAAAAAAAAAUUGCAAAUUUUUUUUUUUCAGGUUUUUUUUCCUCCCAUCCUGUCCCAAGUGGUUGAAAUUCCCACCACUGACGAGACAAAAAGUCACUAAAGGGGAUGGCCUUUUCUUAAAUGGGCGGCUUUCCCAACAGGACAGGGUGGACAACCAUUCAAGGGACAUGGACAAACUCUUCUUUUUUAUUAAAUAAAAAUAUAAUUUUUAUGACCAAAUGAUCAAUACACUCAAAUUGAGUUUAACAAAAAAAUUUACAAAAUAUUAAUAGAGGACAAAAUUUUUAUGUUAAGUUAUUAUUGCAAAUUAGUUAUUUAUGUACAGGACACCAAAAGGCACCCUACAGUGAUAUUGACCCAGGAGUAAAAGGAAAUGGUUUGAUAGACGAAAAUGCAAAGGAAGCAACAAAGAAAGACAUACAUAUGCAGUUAAAAUAUAUUAAGAGUAAAAUGAAGUGUUUACUCAAACAACAUGUGAAGAAUAGGUGGCAGAAACAAUAGGGAAGAAGAAAGAACAGGGAGAUUGUUUUAUAGCAUUCAAAGAAUUGUAGGUAAAUAGAGUAACAGGAAGAAAUAGACAUGAAUAAACCAUAGUUUUAAGUUUCAAGAUUUGGUCAUACUGCUCUUAAUAGCAAUUUUAACAGAAUAGGGAGACAUGAAACCGGAAAGUGUGAAUACUGUAAUCGAGGAAAAUAUAGAACAUGUUAUAAUGAAAUGUCCAAGAUACAGCAAUAAAAUAAAUAUACUGAUUGCUGACCUCAAGGAAAAUACAGAGAAAUUUGAUUUGAUAAACAUUUUGGGGAACAAAUCAGGUGCUUUAAAUUUUUAAUGCGGUAUUUAAAGGACUGGUUUAUAUAAUACGUAGAAUAUAGUGAAUGCAAGGGUAGAUUAUGAUCCUGACCCAGACUCCUAAUCAGUAGGUGGCGGUAAUGCAUCUAAAAGCUGUAUGCCAUCCGCCAUUAAAACGCCAAGAAGAAGAAGAAAUGCAGAGGAUGGAGUCUUCUUCUUUUAUGAUAUUGCAUAAGCUCGGUUGAGUGUAGGUUACCAUAAUAGUAGAUAGACCAUAAUACAAAAUAAUAUUACGGGGAUUUCAAUUAAAGCGAGCAAAAAUCAGAACCAGUGUUGUAUUAACCAUAGUUAAGGCUGCAGCGCAAUGGCAAACCGAAACCUAAAACUGGUGAAUAUUCAAAAUAGUGCUACAUCCCCGCACCCACAGAAUGUAAAGCGCACCACGGAAUCUCCUGCAGAUCCCAGUGAAAAGAUGGAGACACCACGGGGCCCCAGUCCUGCAAACACUGAGCCUCAAGAGAUGACUCUAAACAUCAAGAACUUUAGGAGACCCGGGGAGAAAACAUUCACUCAGCGGUGCAGGCUGUUUGUUGGUAAUCUCCCAUCAGAUAUGACGGAGGAAGAUUUCAAGAAGCUGUUUUCCAAAUAUGGCGAAGCAAACGAGGUGUUCAUCAACCUAGACAGAGGAUUCGGCUUUAUACGCCUGGAAACAAGGACACUUGCAGAGAUUGCUAAGGCUGAGUUAGAUGGCACAAUGCUGGGGAACAGACCAAUUCGUAUUCGUUUUGCCACACACGGGGCUACACUCACAGUACGAAACCUGUCUCCAGUGGUGUCAAAUGAGCUUCUGGAACAGGCCUUCUCACAGUUCGGACCAGUUGAGCGGGCAGUUGUGGUGGUUGAUGACCGAGGCCGACCCACAGGGAAGGGGAUUGUGGAGUUUGCCAAUAAGCCUGCUGCCAGGAAAGCCUUGGACCGCUGUUCAGAUGGAGCCCUUUUGCUUACAAUGUCCCCUCGUCCAGUCAUUAUUGAGCCAACAGAACAGUUUGACGAUGAAGAUGGGCUGCCAGAAAAGCUGUUGCAAAAAUCAGCACAGUAUCACAAAGAAAGGGAGUACCAACCACACUUUGCACAGCCAGGCACCUUUGAAUUUGAGUACUCAUCUCGCUGGAAGGCUUUGGAUGAGAUGGAGAAACAGCAGAGGGAACAAGUCGAACGGAACAUACAAGAGGCAAAGGAGAAAUUGGAGGCUGAAAUGGAGGCCGCCAAACAUGAGCAUCAACUCAUGAUGAUGAGACAAGAUCUAAUGAGACGUCAAGAGGAACUGCGCCGCUUGGAGGAGCUCAGGAAUCAGGAGCUGCAGAAACGCAAGCAGAUUGAAAUGAGGCAUGAGGAAGAGAGACGUAGACGUGAGGAGGACAUGAUGCGCCAUAGAGAGCAACUUGACAUGAGACGGCAACCAGAUGGAUUCAAGCCCAAUUUCAUGGAGAAUAGAGAACAGGAUAUGAGAAUGAAUGAAAUGGGUACCCGUGGAACCAUUAAUAUGGGAGAUUCAUUUAACCCUGUCGCUGUGGUUAGCGGUAACCCCUCACAAAUGGGCAUAGCAGGCCAAGUUGGAGCCAUGGGGCCUGAUGCAUCAUCAAAUAUGGGAACUUCCCUGAUUCCAGAUAAUGGAGUGAUGGAGAGAGUGGUUCUCAGCACCGCCGCCAAUUUGGUGCACUCUUUCCGGGAAAUAAAGGUUUGUAUACAUUUUAUUUCAUUUAUAAAGUCUUUAAUAUGGUGUAAAUUAUAUUAUUUUACACAACGUGACACAAGGAUGAGAUGUCAGCUGCGUUAGUAGCGGUCGUUUCACACGAUGGAAACGCCUUUUGCCUUGCAUAACAUAAAUGGAUUUUAUUCAUUAUAAUACUGAGUUUAAUUUAAUUUGAUGUUAAAAUAUGUUCUCUAAUCUUAGUACUGUUUGUUUUUGGGCAGGUUUUGGAGCCAGUCACGGUAUCUUUCAGCUACGAGUGAAACGCGAGGCCGUGGUCUAAAGUUCACAGUUCCCCCGCGUACAGCAGACCUUCACCGGCUCAGAUUUCAGUGACACACCAGCACGAGAAUUAGCACUAUUUCGUUACAAAAAAAAAAGAGAUUACAGAGAACGGUUGAAUACACUUAAAUUAAAAUGCUACUUUUAAGUGUGCCUUUUUUUAUUUCUAAAAUGCUUGUUAAAUGAGUUUAAAUGUAUGUAAUAUUAUAAACUAUGCUGUAUUCACCCAAAUAAAUUCAAUUUGUCUUG